Neoarius graeffei (lesser salmon catfish) is the source of this 3533-nucleotide messenger RNA. RefSeq lists its product as uncharacterized. The transcript has 12 exons. Lineage: Eukaryota; Metazoa; Chordata; Actinopteri; Siluriformes; Ariidae. Bases 87 to 1361 code for a protein of 424 amino acids. The record is from RefSeq and is a predicted model, not a curated record. Gene Ontology annotation, molecular function: 2 iron, 2 sulfur cluster binding.
AGAUCAUGUGUAUGUAAAUAAAUGGAUUUUGCAGGUAUAAGGCAUCACAAAAUCUUAAACGUUAAGGGAAAACUCUGGAAUUUUCCAUGGAGCGGUUUGAACAGGAUUUAGUUGAGGCUCUGAGAGAUGUUGUGAAAGCCGGAAGUUGGCAAUGUGUUGGAGAAGCAGCUAAGUUCAAGUCACAAUGCACCAAGUUGUACUCUGAUGAUGGAGAGCAUAUUGUUGUUGUGCGGACAGAAGACGGACGGUUUUGGGCGAUGGAUUCAUCCUGCCCACAUGAAGGGGGUCCACUUGACCAAGGAGACAUUGAAGACCUUGGAGAUGGCAAACUAGCACUAAUAUGCCCAUGGCACUAUUUUGAUUUUAGCCUGGAGACAGGUUCAUCCUCCACAGGACUGCAGAAUCAAGUCUAUGAUGUCAGAGUAGUGGAUGGAAAACUGUAUAUAAAUACACAAAGUAGCUUGUCUCUCUAUCCAGUCCCUGUGACGAAGAAGGCAAAUCAAGAUGCCUUGUUACCCAUUGGAACAAAGUUAGAGUCAUCAGAAAAUACACUCUGCUUCUGGGCCACAAAAAUCCUCUGCACUCCAGACCCACUAGAAAAGGUAGCUUUGACGAAGCAAGUGCAGAGCUGGUGGGACGCUGGGGAAAUAACAGAGCUUGGUGAAUGUGCACCACCGGCUCAGCCGAGCAGAAUAGAUAAUCUGACUGUGGUGGAGCCGGGCAAAAUCAAACGUGGCAAAGGAGGCACACAGGCAAGCAGAAUUGCUUUGCUUCAUUCUCUGGCUAACAUAGAGCAGUGGGCUAUUGACCUCUCGUGGGAUAUCAUCGCUCGAUUCUCUACAGUCAAGCUGAGCUCCGGAGAGACUCUGCCACGAGAGUUCUUCAGCGACUUUGUCAAAGUAGCCAGCGAUGAAGCCAAGCAUUAUGAAUUAUUAGAGCAAAGGAUCAAGGAGCUCGGCAGCUCUUUUGGUGCUCUUCCAGUACAUAACGGUUUGUGGCAGUCAGCAGCAGAAACGUCACAUGAUCUUCUGGCUAGGCUGGCUAUCGUACACAUGGUCCAUGAGGCUAGGGGCUUAGACGUGCAUCCUCAGACACUGUCCCGCUUUGCAGUGCAAGGAGACGCAAGCUCCGUAAAAAUCCUGGAGGUGAUUUAUGCUGAUGAGAUAACACAUGUGGCUGCAGGACUCCGAUGGUUCACUUACAUUUGCUCCAAGGAGGAACGGGAUUGCCUGGCAACAUUCCACGACUUGGUUAAAUUGCAUUUCAAAGGGUAUUUGAAGCCUCCGUUCAACAUCGAGGGAAGGAAGACAGCAGGGAUGACAGAGGAGUGGUAUGUUCCACUUGUUAAACCCUCCAGCUGAUUGAAGAUCUCCUGCAACGUUUCAGCUGCUGCUCUUACACCAGUAUACACUCAGUCUGCCAGUAUCGAUGUCACCAUGACAGAAAACGCAUGAUUUACCUGUUUUUAGCUCCUAUUUGCUGCUGUGAAAUGGUUAUUUACACAGAAAAAAGUAUUGCUUCUAUGUACAAUUAGUUUUAUUAUCUGAAAUUUUAAUGCAGUGCUAAUUAGUCAUUUGUCAUAGCGCAAUCAUUUCUUGAAAGGAAAUCUAAUGCACUUCUUGGUCAUCCAAGAACAAAUAAAAAGGAAUAUGUUAUGGGGUCCAAAAGUUUAAGACCAUGAGUGAAAAUGCUUCUAUUUUGCAUUCUUUUGGCAUGCACAGUUUUUUACAUUGCAAGUUAGAUUAUUAGCAACAAUUUAAGUGACGCGUUGAAUCAAUAUCCAGAUACGUUUCAGUAUUUCUCAGUAUUUGGUAUGUCCUUAUUUCCUUUAAUGAUGGCAUGGACUCCACAAGUUUGUCUAAUUAACAGUUAUUCCACGAAAUUGAGUUGUACAUGAGCUGAUGGCCGAUGAGGUGCAUAACACGGAGUUGCCUAUAAGCCAUGUACGACGAGAUUGAGUGGAAUAACGGUUUUAUUCUAUCCACAUUCAUUGGAUUUUGAGAAACGGAACCUUUUUUUUUUAUUUUUUGUAAAUUCGGCAAAUAAAAGCUUUUAUACAAAACGUCCGACAAAAUAAUUUCUGCUUAGAAUGUGAACAAACUGGCAAAAUAACAGUAGGAAUUUGUGAAAAAUGCAAUAAUAAUUCUUGAAAAAUAAAAAAUAGGGACAUUGUCAUACUUUUAUUCCAUAUUUUGAUGCUUUUGUAUUUUUUGGGGUUUUGUUUUUGAGUAGAGUUUUUAUUUUGUCCUCGGUUGCUUCAGCAAAACACUGCCAUUUUUGUUUUUCUCUAAUCAUGGUAUAUGAGCUGAUAUCCUCGUAGUAGAGUAGCCAAUCAGAGUGCGUGAUUACUCAUAUCCAGUGAAUGUAGAUAGAAUAAAACCUGAUGAUCCAUGUUAGAUCAGAACCAUCAGUGUUGUCUGAACACAUGCUUUAAUGGAAGGAAUAAGACUCCAGAAAAAUCUGACCUUUUAAUUUUAUUUACACAGUGCUAUCCUGAAUAUUCAAGAUGUUAAACAGUAUCCUUUCUUUGUUUCUCAGAAUUCAAAAUCUGUUUUUUCAUCUCAUUAUCUGUAGCCGCUUUAUCCUGUUCUACAGGGUCGCAGGCAAGCUGGAGCCUAUCCCAGCUGACUAUGGGCGAAAGGCGGUGUACACCCUGGACAAGUCGCCAGGUCAUCACAGGGCUGACACAUAGACACAGACAACCAUUCACACUCACAUUCACACCUACGGUCAAUUUAGAGUCACCAGUUAACCUAACCUGCAUGUCUUUGGACUGUGGGGGAAACCGGAGCACCCGGAGGAAACCCACGUGGACACGGGGAGAACAUGCAAACUCCACACAGAAAGGCCCUCGCCGGCCACGGGGCUCGAACCCGGACCUUCUUGCUGUGAGGCGACAGCGCUAACCACUACACCACUGGGCCAACCACAAAAUUUUUCUUGUAUUUUAAUUUAUAAAAAUAACUUCACGUCUUAAAGUAAUGAUGGAUGUCAUUUCUCUUUACUUAGUUGAGCGGUUCUUGACAUAAUAUGGAUUACUACAGUUGUGGAUGGAAUAUAGUUAUUUACUGUAAACACAUUAAGAAGGCAAGAAAUUAAUCCACUAAUUAACUUUCGACGAGGCACCUGUUAAUUGAAAAACAUUCCAGGUGACUACCUCAUGAAGCUGGUUAAGAUAAUGCUAAUAGUGUCAAAGCGUCAUCAAGGUAAACACUGGCUACUCUGAAGAAUCUAAAACAUGAAAUGUUUUUUGGGGGGGUUAACAGUUUGUUUGUUUGUUUGUUUGUUUGUUUGUUUACCACAUAAUUCCAUAUCUGUUCCAGAUGUUAUUUUAUAGUUUUGAUGUCUUCAGUAUUGUUCUACAGUGUUAAAAAUACAAAAUACAUGGGGGGGGACAAUGAAUGAGUAGGGGUGUCCAAACUUUUUACUAGUACUGUAUACUGUAUAGAUACAUUUUUGCAUUUGUUAUGCAAGGUGCCAUAUUUAAUAUUGUCCAAUAAAUACUAUACACUCAAUUUUUCAUGUAUGUCCUU